Molecule: messenger RNA, 783 nt
Organism: Megalopta genalis
Lineage: Eukaryota; Metazoa; Arthropoda; Insecta; Hymenoptera; Halictidae
Gene: SmD3
Product: small ribonucleoprotein particle protein SmD3
Biological process (GO): RNA processing; spliceosomal snRNP assembly
Cellular component (GO): spliceosomal complex
Molecular function (GO): RNA binding
Source: RefSeq, a predicted model, not a curated record
UCCCCUCCACUUCGUUAAGUGCUAGUCGCAAGGGAACGUUGUUGUAAACGUUUGGAGCCACGGGAAAAGCGAGGUUAAAGUGCGUACGUAAGAAUUUGAUAUUGAAGCAUUUCUGUCGGUGAAAGAGCAGAUCUCGACUCAAUCGAGCAAAAUUUCGUUUGCGAGGAUCUACGAAUCAAUCAGAAAUCACCGCAAUGUCGAUCGGAGUACCAAUAAAAGUACUCCAUGAAGCGGAGGGUCACACCAUAACCUGUGAAACAAACACGGGCGAGGUGUAUCGGGGCAAAUUGAUUGAAGCCGAGGAUAAUAUGAACUGUCAGAUGCAAAAUAUCACGGUAACUUAUAGGGACGGACGUGAGGCGCAGCUAGAAAAUGUUUAUAUUAGAGGAUCGAAAAUGAGAUUUCUCAUAUUGCCAGAUAUGCUGAAGAAUGCACCGAUGUUCAAAAGACCGGGCGGCAAAGGCUCCGGAACCGCAGGCAGAGGAAAAUCUGCUAUUUUGCGUGCUCAAGCUCGUGGCAGAGGAGGUAGAGGACAAAACCAAAGAGGUAGAGGUACAGGCUCAGCUCCUUGGCUCAAUCAACAAAAUCAACCAGGGGGAUCUCAAGCAGGAAGAGGACGAGGAUAACCUAUCUAUGAGGAACAUAAUGAUAUGAGAAGAAUAAAUAAAAUAAGCCUGUGACUUUUACAAUGUUUGUGAAGUAUAUUCUCCAAAUUCCAAUUUAUCAGACUCAGAAGUAUUAAUAAACGAAUGGAAUGUCUUUAACAUUUUACUUUACAAAUAA